Molecule: messenger RNA, 438 nt
Organism: Rotaria sp. Silwood2
Lineage: Eukaryota; Metazoa; Rotifera; Eurotatoria; Philodinida; Philodinidae
Source: the annotation of a GenBank genome assembly
AUGGAAAAUUUUAUUUCUCAAUUUCUUUAUUUGCAUGGUAAAAAACUUAUUCGAUUAAAAUCUUUAACAAUUGAAGCAUAUGAACGAGAAAUAUUGCCUAGUUGUAUAGAUUUUUUAAAACAUCAUUCAAUUGAAUGUCUUGCUUUGACAUGUAUACCAAAUCAAGUAUUACUUGAAGCUAUACGUUCUUCGCCUGUACUUUACAAAUGUCGGUUAUACUUUUGCCGAUCAACAGCAAGUAUCAAUGAAUGCUUGAAAAUAAAUAGUAAUAUUGAAAUACUUUAUAUUAAAUUCAAAGAUAAUUCAAAUCAGUCGAUAAUAAAUCUACUUUUAUCUCAUGUGCCAAAAUUAAAAAGACUUGAAAUUGAAGAUAAUCAAGUUCAGUAUUAUUUAGAUACAUUUUUAGACAAAUCAUUUUCUUCCUUUUUCAAAAUUUAA